Messenger RNA from Gadus morhua (Atlantic cod), 3779 nucleotides. RefSeq lists its product as uncharacterized. Lineage: Eukaryota; Metazoa; Chordata; Actinopteri; Gadiformes; Gadidae. The record is from RefSeq and is a predicted model, not a curated record. The coding region runs from base 27 to 3275 and encodes 1082 amino acids. The transcript has 2 exons.
GCAAAUUGUCUCAUUUGACGAGACGAAUGAACAUUGUAAAUACUUUGAUGAAUGACGAAACAAGUUUUAAUGAAGUGAAAAGUAAUAUGGUUAUGUUUAAUAACAUGUUAGAGGAAUACAAAUCUCUUCAUGAUUCAUACCAAGAAAUGUUAGAAGAGGAAGAUCGAAAUGAGGAUACUAAGUCCUGGUAUGCACCGAGGCUUGAGCCGAUAACCACCUUUUUAGCCAACGUCACGAGGUGGAUAGAUUCAAUUGAAAAUCGUUUGCAUGAAGUUACCGUUUCCUAUACUGGAUUGGAAAAUAGUCCUGAUAUCAGUGUCAGGCCUACGGAGGAAGAUAGGCUGUCCUUGAGAAGCACUAGCUCUGUUUCAUCCACGACAUCUGUGCGCAUCUGUGCAGAGGCAGACAGAGAAGCACUACUCGUUAAGGCUGCAGCUUUACAGAAAAAGCAUGCGUUAGAGGAUGAGCAAGAUGAACUGAGAAAGGAGGAAGAUGAGCUGAGAAAGAGAAAGGAGCUCAGCAGAAAGAGAAUGGAGGCUCAUGACUUACAAGCUGAAUUGUCUGCAACUACAGCCAAAAUUAACUAUCUCAGAAAUGCUGAAGCACAAGCUGUUGAUACAACAUUCAAUGCAUUUAACCAUACAGAAUUUAAUGCAAUGAAUUCGUAUUAUGAGGAGAAUAUUGAAAGGAUUUCUGAGCCAAUUGCUGAACAGACUGUAAGAAAUACAAGGCCUAAAGAUGGGGUUCAUGUGCAAUUCCCUGUUUUGACCACAACAGCUAGAACACCUAGAAUACCUAGAAUGCCAUCUCUUUCACCGUCUUUCAGUACUGCUAGACCAGUGCAUGACCAGAGCCACGCUCUCCAGAAUAUGUCUUUAGAGAGCUUUUCAGUUCCACAGGGAGGACAGGUACCUGACAAUCUUACCAAAAUUCUGGAAAAGCAAAAUCAGUUGACAAGUCUCCUAGUGAAACAACAAUUGUUACAUACUUUGCCAAAAGGAGAUCUUGCAGUUUUUGAUGGUAAUAUUUUACAGUACAAUUCCUUUAUUCAUUCCUUUGAACACAUCAUUGAAAGUAGAACAGACAACAACCAAGACAGACUACAAUUUCUCAUCCAGUAUACAAAAGGACAAGCUCAGCAGCUUGUCAAAAGUUGUCAAUUCAUGGAUGCAAAUAGAGGCUAUAUAAAAGCGAGGCAAUUGCUUAAAGAGCAUUUUGGAAAUGCCUACAGAAUCUCGUGUGCCUACAUUGAAAAGGCCCUUGCAUGGCCAGUGAUCAAAUUGGAGGAACCAAGAGCUUUGCAGGACUUUGCAUUGUUUUUGAGAAGUUGCUGCAAUGCCAUGGAACAACUUCAGUACAUGGAGGAGUUAGACACAAUUUCUAACAUGAGAAAAAUCAUUUUCAUAUUACCAUAUAAGUUAAGAGAAAGAUGGCGCUCAAAGGCUUGCGAAAUACAACAACGCGAUAUCAGAGUGAGAAUGGCUGACCUGGUAUCCUUCAUUGAAAAACAAGCUUCCAUUGUCUCAGAUCCAGUUUUUGGUGACAUUCAGGAGCCUAGCUCCAGCAGGGUCACAUCCAGACCCCCAGUGAAGCCACAUCUUACAGGUAGUUUUGCUACACAAGUUGACGUGAAGCCGAUUCAGCGGACGUCAGAGGAAACCAUGACACGAGACCAACCAAGAGCAAACCAAAACAUGGUGCCAGAUAAAGCAUGUCUCUUCUGCAAUGGUAAGCAUGAGCUCAUGACAUGUGUUCAGUUUGAUUCAAGACCACAUGAAGAGAAAAUUGAAUUUGUAAUGCAGAAUGGAGUCUGCUUUGGAUGUCUGGCAAAGGCUGGACACAUCAGCAAGGACUGUGGGAAACGUCUCCAGUGCACCAUCUGCAACAAGCAGCAUCCAAGUGCCUUGCAUAUCAAAGAGACCACACUGAAGAGCCUGCAGGUGUCUGUCAAAGCUGAUGAACAUACUGGGGCCGAUCCUGGCAGCUCUGCUACUUUUUGCACAGAAAAUCUCCUGAACAAGCUGAACAUCAGAGGAAAAAGGACUAACAUCCUCUUAAGGACAAUGAACCAAGAACAAUCUGUGAUUACCUACAUGGCAAAUGGAAUAGAGGUUAGUGCAUUGAACGAAAACAAUUUUAUUGCACUCCCUGAGGUGUACACACAAAAGAGUAUGCCUGUAGACACCGACAGCAUUCUAAAGACAGAAGAGCUAGCUAGGUGGCCUUACUUGAGUGAGAUCCAGAUCCCGAAAAUCAAGGCUGAAGUGGAGCUGUUGAUUGGCAACAAUGCUCCCAAAGCAAUUGAACCAUGGGAAAUAAUAAAUAGUCGUGAAAAUGGGCCAUAUGCUGUGAAGACCCUAUUGGGAUGGGUUGUUAAUGGUCCUCUAGAUGACAGUGUCGUGACAGACAGCAGUGGGCAUCAGAAAGUUACUGUCAACAGAACAUCAGUUGCAAAGCUGGAAGAUUUGAUUGUACAACAGUACAAUCAUGAGUUCAAUGAGAAAUUAGAUGACAAAGAAAUGUCAAUAGAGGAUAAAAGAUUGAUCAAAAUUGCAGAGCAGUGCCUAAUAGGCCUGAAAAGGAAGUUAAAAAGAAAUGAAACAUUCAGAAAUGAGUACACAGAGUUUAUGGAGGAUGUGAUCAGCAAUGGACAUGCUGAAGUGGUGCCACAAGCUGAACUUGAAAGAGAAGACGGCAAGUCUCUUGAAACAGAAAAUGAAGCCGUCGACCUGGUGACAGACCUUACCUGUGUUUGCCACAAGGGAGGAUUCCAUCUAACCAAAUGGGUGAGUAACAGUCGCACUGUACUGUCUCAUAUCCCCAAAGAAGACCGAGCGACUGAGAUGAAAGAACUUCAUUUGGACAGGGACAAACUCCCUACAGAAAGAGCCCAUCCUGCUUUUCCCCCUGGACUAUUUCAGAAGUCAGACACGUACAUCAGAUGGCGCUGGAAACAAGUUCAGUUUCUUGCCGAUCUCUUUUGGAAGAGAUGGACCAAAGAAUACCUACCCCUGUUACAGGAAAGACAAAAAUGGACUACAGUCAGGAAAGGAUACCAAGUAGAUGACAUUGUGAUGGUAGUGGACAGUUCAGCCCCUCGUGGGUCUUGGAACCUUGGAAGAAUAAUAGAAGUCAAACCAGAUUCCAGAGGUUUGAUGAGGACAGUGAAAAUUAUUACGAAGACUGGCGUGUUUGAGAGGCCAAUAACCAAGCUCUGUCUGCUUCUGGAAGGAGCAGAAAAGAUGACCACAAAGUCAUCGGCCAGAGAUAAGUAGUACCUAGUCAUGUUAUGAUUUAAGUUAAUGGUAACAAUAAACUACAAAGAAUUUAGGCUCCUUUAUGAUUUGAGUGUUGUAAUAGUUGCCCAUGCACACUAUUAGGGGCCGGUGUGUAGGAGCCAUGUGAGACCUUUUUGAGUAUUCAGUUUGAUAUUUUAGUUUGUGUGACAAAAUUAUUAUUAGUGAACUUAUUUGUAUUGAAUUGUCCCAAAUUAGGAAAUUGUAAUUUGUUUCUGAGUGUGUGCCCCCUAUAGGUAAGGCACUAAUUGUCUAUAGCAUAAAGGUGUGCCAGGCCAAGGAGAGUGGAGAGUUCCGGCCUGCGAAUACCAUUAUUGACCGUGAGCAGAACGUGCCUACAGGACAUGAACCUGUCAUGAACCUGACGGGACCGUGGCGAGGAAACGCAACUGAGCUGAACCAACAAACAAAGAAACAAAGACAAAACUUCAAUGCUUUAAUUUACAUCUGAUGUUAGAAAUAAACAAAGUCAAGUUCAUUAUA